UAUCCACUUGUUUCUGAUAGCAAUGUACAAUGUGUGGGAUCUGAUCUCCAAUACAUCCCCCUCAUAGAGUGCCUUAAGCUAGAGUCCCGCAAGGGGCUCAUGCUUGCAGUUCUUAGCUCCCAAAGGUUACAAGGGCCGGAGCAAAUGCCACUGGGUAACAUUCUAGUGCUAUUUCUCCUGGGAGGGAUAUUUUCUGGUGUUGCUCUGGACUGGUUGUGGCUCAUUGGCACCAUCAGAAGUUUUAAAGGAACAACUAGAAUAUUUGCUCUCUGUUCUGGUGGUGUUGAAAUGUACAAAAUGAAGAUGCCAGCCAGAACUGCUAGUGCACUGAUAGAUUACUGCCUUGUUUUGGGUUAUGAUUGCAUUGAUUGA
Molecule: messenger RNA, 372 nt
Organism: Thlaspi arvense
Lineage: Eukaryota; Viridiplantae; Streptophyta; Magnoliopsida; Brassicales; Brassicaceae
Source: the annotation of a GenBank genome assembly